ACUGUCUUGUAUCACCGCGGCAGCAUUCAGGUGGAGAAUGCUCCUGGCGCGGAAUAAUCCACCUGAAUGUGAAUCCUGACCGUUUUAGGCGCCAAUGGAGGCCGCUGCUAUGGGGCCGGCCGUGGGGUGGCGCUGUUGCCCUGUGACGUGACUCCGUUUUCACCUGGGCGGGAGUCUCCGUGACACCUGACCAUCUAGCGAUCACUGGAGUAAGAAAUGAGUGCGGAUCAGCAACAAGCCCAGCCUUUACAGUUUCAGCAGAGGCUUCCCGUGGCUGGCGUGUGGCGAGUCCCGGAAACCUCGGAGCCCGCAGGCUUCCCUUCGCUGGAGCCCGCCCGAACUCCAUCCUCUGCCGGCAGCCACGCCCCGCAGUGGGAAGGAGGGACUGGGAGCGUUUCCGUGAGGCUGGCACGCCUUGCCCUACCCAACCCAGUCUAUUUCCCCUCCGCCUGGGCCGGUGCCAUCUGAAGCCGGAGUGACCCGAGGAGGAACACGCAGGGAAGAAGACAUCCCUGUGGCAAUGGGCGAUGAGAGGGUCAUGACACGGAUGCUCCUGGAAUGCAGUCUCAGUGACAAGUUGUGUGUCAUCCAGGAGAAGCAGUAUGAAGUGAUUAUCGUCCCAACUUUCUUGGUUACUAUCUUCCUCAUCCUUCUUGGGGUCAUCCUGUGGCUUUUCAUGAGAGAACAAAGAACUCAACAGCAGCGUCCUGGACCUCGAGACAUUGCCCCUGUCCCUCCAUCUAGGGACCUAAGCUGGGAAGCAGCUGGAUGUGGAGGAAAUGUGGCUUUGCCACUUAAGGAGACAUCUGUGGAAAACUUUCUGGGAGCUACCACACCUGCCUUGGCUAAGCUGGAGGUGCCCCGGGAGCAACUCUCUGAAGUUCUGGAGCAGAUUUGCAAUGGUAGCUGUGGGCCCAUCUUUCGAGCCAGUAUGAACACUGGGGACCCUUCUAAGCCCAAGAGUGUUAUUCUCAAAGCUUUAAAAGAACCAGCUGGGCCCCAUGAGGUACAGGAUUUCUUGGGGCGAGUCCAAUUCCAUCAAUACCUGGGGAAACACAACAACCUGGUGCAGCUGGAAGGCUGCUGCACCGAAAAGCUGCCACUCUAUAUGGUGAUGGAGGAUGUGGUCCACGGAGACCUGCUCAGCUUUCUCUGGACCUGUCGCCGGGUGAGCAGUAGGGUAGAGGAUGUGAUGACCAUGGAUGGUAUUCUCUAUGAUCUCACAGAAAAACAAGUAUAUCACAUCGGAAAGCAGGUCCUUUUGGCUCUGGAAUUCCUGCAGGAUAAGCACUUGUUCCAUGGGGAUGUGGCAGCCAGGAAUAUCUUGAUCCAAAGUGAUCUCACUGCUAAGCUCUGUGGAUUGGGCCUGGCUUAUGAAGUUUAUACCCGAGGGGCCAUCUCUUCUCAAACCAUACCUCUCAAGUGGCUUGCCCCAGAACGGCUUCUCCUAAGACCUGCUGGCAUCAAAGCAGAUGUAUGGUCUUUUGGGAUCCUGCUCUAUGAGAUGGUGACUCUAGGGGCACCACCGUAUCCUGAAGUCCCUCCUACCAGCAUCCUACAGCAUCUCCAAAGAAGGAAUAUCAUGAAGAGACCCAGCAGCUGCACACAUACCAUGUAUAGUAUUAUGAAGUCCUGCUGGCGCUGGCAUGAGGCUGGCCGCCCCUCACCUAGAGAGCUACGCUUGCGCCUAGAAGCUGCCAUUAGAACUGCAGAUGACAAGACUGUGUUACAAGUACCAGAGUUGGUGGUACCUGAACUGUAUGCAGCUGUGGCUGGCAUCAGAGUGGAGAGCCUCUUCUACAAUUAUAGCAUCCUUUGAAGAGUCCCAGACAAGAAACGUUUAUGCAUGAUUAUAUGUUCUUGGACUCAAUUCAUCUAAGAACAGAGAAUAGUGUUUCCAGGGGACACAGAGGGAGACAUGGAACAUGGAUUCUUCAUCUUCCUUUCCACAUUUCUCUGGAAAUCUGAAAUGACGCUGGAUGAGACUCUACGCACCAUACACCCUGAGCUGAGACACAUUAUCGGUCUCGCUUCUGCUGUCUCAGUCCUAGAAACACUGGGUAGAAGUGGUGGAUGUGCGCAAAGGAGGUUUUAGAAUUCUGCAGUAUUUGUUGGGGCAUGACAUAAAUAAGCUCAUCCCUCCCAUCCUAGGCUAGUUUUCUCUGGAACCACAUUUUUAUCUAGAUGAUUACAAGGUCCAGAAAAUUUGGAAUGAAAUGAAGGAAUAGAAAUCCAAUAAAAGAGUUGAAGGGAAAGGAAAUUUAAGGUUCUACUUGCUCAGGAUUACAGAUGUGGACCAACACCUCCUUCAGAGAAAAGGUGGUAGGACACCUGAUCUUUCAGUCCUGAUUCCUACCUAUAGGGUUGCAAGAGAACUAUAAUGGAAAACCUCUGAGUUUCCCCUUCAGUAUAGAUAAAACAAAGAUGGUCCCCUUUUAUCUAAGACACAUAAACUCUGUUUGUUAGUAACUUUUAAUUAGAAGGUGGAGGGGUCAUUUCAUGAUUGAGAACAUUCAACAUGUAUUGUUCAUUGAACUAGCUUCCUAGCUCCGAUUAGACUAAGGAGAUUAAGCCUAGAGAGUCAAUGUUAGAACAGUGAUAAAAAUGCUGUGUGUGCAUGUGUGUGUGCACAGUCAAUAGGGAAUAUAGAAACUAAGCAAGAAGGCUCAGCAGCCCAGUCUUUAACAAGGGCUAGAAAAGACUGUCAUCUUAUAUGGAAGGAUAGUAGCUUCUAAUUUUCAAUCAUCCAUUGAUAUACUGUGAAACUUAUUUUAUUAAAUUAAUAUUUAUUGAAUGGAAAUAUGUUUUUCUGGUUUACAACUGUUAAAAAUCUCUGUCGUGGGGAGGAUAAAAUAAAUGGAAGUUAAUGUCAAUAGAAAAAUGAAAAGGGAUUCUUAAUGUGCAAGGUUGGUCUGAAUAUUGAGUAUGCAUUUGUACAGUAUCUGGCACAUAUGUGCUCAAUAAAUGUGUUUCUCCUUUUCUUUUGCCCUUCCUAACCCAGGCCCUUUCAUAAAGGUAUUUUUUCAUUUAAAAUCUACUGUGGCCAAGAAGAGAACCUCAGUCUGGAACACUGCAAGGCAGGACAUGCCUAAAGUAUGGCACAAGUAUUAAUAUUAUACACGUGCAAUGAUGAAGUCAUCAUUUUUGCAUGCUUUUGGAUGAUGAUAGUGAACUCAUACUAUUUCAAAAUAUUGAAAACAUCAUCAUGAGGGAAGUUCUGUUGAACAUGGUGGUCUGUGAUUUUAAAGAACAUCUUGGGUACCCUGGAAGGAACAUCUAAGGCUGCCGUUAAGAAAGAGGACUGGCAGCCAAAAAUGUUGUAGAAGUUGGAAUCCUGAUGGAAUCGUGAUAAGUCAGCUAAAAGAAUAAUGAUUCUGACCUCUGAAAGAAUACCACAAUGACUAGUCAGGAUUUAAAUGGGUAGUCAGUUGCAAGAGAGAAAAGGGCGGAAAAGUGGGUUCACACAAAAUGACAAAGUCCUAUGGAAUCCCAUUGUUGCCUCUCGCUUAAGUCAAAAUUACAAAGUAUUUCCUUAUUUAUCUGACCACUUAAAAAUAUUGAGUGUUAAGGCUUGCUGUGCUAGACACUUGGCUAGGUGUAGGAUAAAAGAAACAGGGAGCUUUUGAUUACACUCUAGAAGGUGAGACACGUUAUACAUUUUUUUGUGUGGGUAUCCGUUAAUUACAAAGUGUUAAGUGCUAUGAAGAAAAAGCACAUGAUAGUAGAACGGAGUUUAAAAGGAAUACGUCCCUGAAAAGAAAUGGACUAAACUGAGAACUUAGGGAUGGGUAAGUAACCCAGGCCGAAUCAGAAGCGCCUCCCAGGGGGAUGACACGUGUGUGUGAAUCCUGAGGCAAGGAACUGCGAGGAAACAUAUGGGCUGCAGCACGGUGAGUUAAGGGAAGGUGGCACACAGUGAAAUGGGAGGUUGCUUUUUUGCGUUCUCAUAUUUGUUUCAGUAGGAGGGAAAGAAGCAGACAAUUGACAUUUAAAUUUUUUAUCCCCAAUUUUAUUUGUUUUUCUAGCCUGGAAAGCUGGAUACAGUAAUUUUUACUCUAAGAAAACUGGGUCUUUCUCUCACUUGGCCAGGUUUCUUCCAAAAGGAGGAUGAUAUUUCUGGUAUCUUUGACCUUUCAGCCAAAUGGUGUUUCCAAACUAAUGAAUGAAAAGAGAAACAAAAUAUUUAUCAUUUAAUCAGGUUGACUGUAGAUAGAUUUUGUUGUAUUGUUUUGAUUGCCUUCUCUCCAGUCUUGUUUUUCCAAUCUAUGCUUUAUUGUUAAAAAAAAAAAAUUCCAGCACUUAGGAACAAAGCAAACACCCACCUAGAUACAGUGUCUAAGGGAAACUUGGCGAUAUCAUUUAAAAUAGAAUAGUCUGAACCAGUAGUUCUCAAAUUAUGCUCAUGGAAAACAGUAUGAUUUUCAUGACAGAUUUAGGUAUUCUGUUAUUAAAAUUAAAUAAUAGUGGUGGCUUUUUUUUUUUAACAUUUUAAAACAAAAAAAGUAAGUUAGUGGAUAGAGUUUUCUUAAUCUUAACUUUGUUGCAAUAUUUUUUUUUAAAUUUUGCUUUGACAUGCUCAUUGAAAUAAAUAAACAAGUAGCAAAUACAGUGGAAGACGACUAUUACCCUUAAGUUAGCACUGUGUUUACUUGUUUUGCGCAAAAGAGUUCGCGAUUAUGCUAUGUGUUUGAAGCAUAUAAUAUUGUCAUAUGCUGGAAAAAAUUUUAGAUUGAAUAAUGGAAUUAAAUAUACCAUGUCAUGAUAAUCUAGAAAUAGCUCCAAGUGCUCACAUAUGAACAUAUGUGAUAAAGAAUGGUGUGGAAAAUUUGGUGUUUUUGCAUGAUAGUGAUUCUCUUAUUUAAAAAGUAAUACCUCUGAGCGAUAAAAAGACAGAUAAGGCUAAAUCCACAGGGAAGUCUAUUAUGGAAAAGAGAAAAGCAAGGUGGGUGGAUGAAUUAAAAAUUAAAAUAGGCUACCUCAUUCUGAAUAUUUUUAAAAAUUUAAACCACAUUAUGCACUUAUUCUUGACUUACUACUCUGAUCCAUUAUUAAUAAAUGAAUGAGAUAGCCCCAUCUUUUGUUGUGUAAAUACAAAAUCAAAAUGAAUCAAACAUUACUAAUAAAAUAAAUCUAAAACAUGAGACUCUUAUAUCCAGUGCUUAUCACAAUAAAGAUGGAAAAAGUUUCUGAAAA
This is a messenger RNA of Cebus imitator (Panamanian white-faced capuchin), 5193 nucleotides long. RefSeq names its product serine/threonine/tyrosine kinase 1 (gene STYK1). Gene Ontology annotation, cellular component: signaling receptor complex. The record is from RefSeq and is a predicted model, not a curated record. The transcript has 10 exons. Lineage: Eukaryota; Metazoa; Chordata; Mammalia; Primates; Cebidae. Gene Ontology annotation, molecular function: ATP binding; transmembrane receptor protein tyrosine kinase activity. Gene Ontology annotation, biological process: cell surface receptor protein tyrosine kinase signaling pathway; multicellular organism development; positive regulation of kinase activity. The coding region runs from base 521 to 1819 and encodes 432 amino acids.